Molecule: messenger RNA, 2207 nt
Organism: Sycon ciliatum
Lineage: Eukaryota; Metazoa; Porifera; Calcarea; Leucosolenida; Sycettidae
Product: mucin-5AC-like
Exons: 3
Coding region: 145-2163 (672 amino acids)
Source: RefSeq, a predicted model, not a curated record
CAUGACACAGUCUUGAUAUGUUCAGGUUACUUUGUUGGACGGUAGCAAUAAUAUUACAUAAAAUAGUUCAGGGUGAGUGUCGCAGGCUUUACCCUAUCUGUGGAUUGGAUUGAGAUCGAUACCAAAGAGACCAUCGAGAGUAACAUGAUCGCCAGGGUUCUUCACGGCACCAGCGCCCUGCUAAUCGCUAUCAGUCUGUGUGGCUCUGGAUCGCUUGGUGCAAUAUUGCGAAACUGCCAACCAGAAGAUGGAAAAAUACAUGUUUAUGGCGAUACUGUAUACGUCCAGCCAGCGAAUGAUACUUUUACUACUCGAAAUGUCGGGGCUGAGGGAAAACUCUACAAAAAGCCGUUCAUCUUCACAUCACCAUGCGAUGUAUCCUUCAAGGCUAUUUCUCUUCUGUACUUCGGAACAUGCUCUGUAUCAGUGAGUUAUGGAAGUGAUAACAGAGUUCUUGAAAUACUUCAAUUUCCAGAUCCACCGACAGACACCUGGCAUCGUAGAAACGUGAGCCUGACAAACACUGCUUCCCAAUCGCUUCACGGGUUCAUGAAAAGAAAUAACACCAGAAGGUUCCUGAUCACGAUUUCCAAAGGGAGAUCUAAUUGUCAAUUAGUCGGAGUCGAUCACAAUAAAGGAAGAGGACUGGUCAUCAUUGGACAGGUUAUUCCUACGUCCAUUUCAGCAAGACCUGUCACCAAUACUGCUAUAGCCACAAACCAAGCCUCUACCCAUUCCACACAGAAGACGGUUUCCUCUACAGUACCAACUCCGAUAAUGACCACUCCCUCAGUGGAUUCAAGCAGGACCGAGGGCAUAGCUCCUUCUACAGCGGAGGCCAUCUUACUGGUGGAGUCAACUAGCGGAACGGGCACCUAUAUUCCUCGGACCAAGCUAUCUGCUUCAACAACAAGGAACAUUGAACAACUUGACAGUGACUCGGUUGGAUUUAAUUUAGUUACCAGCAUUGUUAUUCCCUUGGUUUUACUGGCUGUUCUGCUAGGCGUUUUAAUUCUGAUGUUAUUGGUUAGGUCAGGAAUCUUUCUCUCUAGGAGCAGUCAUCCGUGGAUUAUUGCUGUUCGUAGAUCAACCGGCCCCAAAAAUAUGCCAGACCCGAUAAAUCAGUUUUACCAGAAUCGCGAUGGUACUAACCGCGUUGACCAGAGUCCUACGGCAGAACUGACAGAUCCCGGCCUGUAUUCGGCUGUUGGACCUGGGUACCGCAAUCCAAACAAACGUCCCCAGACACCUCCUGGCAUACCUGCUGCUCGUUAUGACAUUGUUACAGAGAAUGAGUCGUACACGUUCGCGACCUGUAAUGGUGCUGCUCCGACGAGUUAUGUGAAUACGGAAACGAAGCAGAAAGAUGCUGGUGAGCCAUACGCUAGUGUGCAGUCAAUGUUUGACCAACCAACACAGGAAGUCCAGUCAAAUCCGGCAAACAACGAAACACAAGCAGCUAGAUGUGAAAAAUGCUCAGCUCCAACUGUAAGCUACGCAGUUCCUCACAAGCGGAAUUCGACAGAUGUUUGCAGACACUACGAAAAGGCAGAGGAGUGCACGGCUACUGAACGUGAUGAAGCACCCAGCACAGCAAAUUCAAUCGAACACAUAUGUCGUGCUACGGAUGUAACAUCACUUAGCGUCUUAUCGAAGUCCGCAAAAUCAGCCGUACAUAACCAGGAUAAGUCUAUCAAUCCAGAUGAUGUGGAGCGCAAACAACGCCGUGGUCUGAGUGACGCAACAACAGUAGUAUGCCGCGAUAACACCACCACCACUACCAGCACCUACCCGCAGUCAUCUCGCUUAUCCCUUCCAGCCACAUACACGUCGACACCGGCCCGGUCAGACAGCCAAAGGUGUGGGUCUCCAUCUCCAGUCCCAAAGCCUCUGCCAUAUCGGGUAUUCAAAGUAUUGAAGGACAGCCAGGGCGAUUACAUGAACCCGCAGGACACAGUCUCCAGUCAAGGGGCUGACCAGGCUGAUACAGACACCGAUCCUAACAUCUAUGCAGAACCAGCCAUCUCCCUGAGCGAUGAUGGAUUGUACAACGCAUCCACCAUUGGCAAAAGAGAUGACGUGGGUGGUAUCAGCAGUGUGCCGGUCGAUCUUCCUGAUCUUUCUGCAAUAUAUGCUGUGCCACAGAAAAACUGUGAAACGUGAAGUAUGUUCGUCUAAUCGUUUUUAUUUCAGUUUCAGAUCACAUU